AUGGAAACAACAAAAAGCGAAUAUCGAACCCUGAAGUGCUCCGUAUUUGAUCUAACCAAGAAUGGUGUAUUCGAAAACCUCGAUGAAAAGUUUCGCCCAAGGGUCGAAUCGAUCAUUACUGACCACGUGAAGGUGAUUAAGCAGAAACUGGCCCACGAAAAUCUGCUAGAAAAUUACUGUGCUGCCUGGAGAGAUUACAAGGUGGACAGCAAAAACUUCCAGAUGCUCUUCUUACAUUAUAACAAAUGGAUUUUAAAAGACAACGAAGCAUUUUCCGGUUUAUUCCUCGACAAGUGCGGCUACAAAAAGAAAUUAACUAAUCUUGAGGAAAUGACAAAUAUCGCGUGGAAGACACACGUACUGGAGCCAAUAGGUCUCGCAAUCACGAGCUUGCUGUGGAAUGCUAUCGAAGAAGAAGAAAAUGAAGUGGCGAAAGUCGUGCAUGAAAUUUUGCAAUCCUUUGAGCAAGUUGAUGCAGUUGACCUCUUGGAGACGUUCUUUGAGAAACUGCGAGAGCUUUACGAAUCAAAGACAAGUGAAUGGUUCCAAGGAUUGAACGCGGCUGAGUUCAUCGAAAAAGUUGUGCAGAUGAUGGAAAAAGAAGUCACGCGGUGCAAAACAUUUCUCCCUGAGAGAUCGAUUGGCAAGAUGAAAGAAAUCUUCAUCGAGAAAGCUUCCUGCUUGGAGCGCAUUGAUGAGAUGAUGAUGGAAUGCCAGCAAAUGCUCAAGGAAAAUCGUAAGGACGAGUUGGAAAACCUGUACAAAAUCCUUCAGCUGCUUCCUGCUAAAAGCAACAGAUUCGUACGUCUGUCGGCGAUCUUGCGAAUCACGGCGCUAAAUGAGGCUUUCAAUUCAUCCUUCUUGAACAUGGAGGAGUUCGAGGCAAACUUGCUGAGCAUUUACAGAAAGUACAAUGCGCUGAUAGAUGAGCCAUUUUCCCAGAACUCUCUUUGCAUUGAUGAGCUGCAGAAAGUCCUGGGGUACAACAAAGGAGAAGAUCGCUGCGACGGCACCAGGAUGUUGGUGAAAUGCAUGAAGGAGUUGAGCAGUUCAGAAAAUUCAGUUGCAGAAUCUGAUUUGAAAGCAUCGGACCGCAAGGAUUUGCUUUCGAAUCUAAAAUUAAUCUUCAAAAAGCUCAACUUGCCGGAGAAUCUUGAAAUGGAUCACCCCAAUUUGAAGCACAAGAUCCAGCAUGAGGACGAGGAGCUUGAGCAAAAGAAAAAGAAACGCCGACUUUCUGAUUCAUCGCUGCGAUAA
Molecule: messenger RNA, 1257 nt
Organism: Cloeon dipterum
Lineage: Eukaryota; Metazoa; Arthropoda; Insecta; Ephemeroptera; Baetidae
Product: cullin-2-like
Exons: 9
Coding region: 1-1257 (418 amino acids)
Biological process (GO): ubiquitin-dependent protein catabolic process; protein ubiquitination
Cellular component (GO): cullin-RING ubiquitin ligase complex
Molecular function (GO): ubiquitin protein ligase binding
Source: RefSeq, a predicted model, not a curated record